Messenger RNA from Cylindrotheca closterium, 1851 nucleotides. NCBI's taxonomy places the organism in Eukaryota, Bacillariophyta, Bacillariophyceae, Bacillariales, Bacillariaceae. The record is from the annotation of a GenBank genome assembly.
AUGUCGUCUUGGAUGACUUCUGGCAAGGCUAGACUCAAUGCUCGUCAAAACAGGACCUUUGAGAAGCGUGCGCAGCAACGAGCCCGUGUUAUGACAGCGCCGGAAACCAAUUCCGGUAGCAGCGUUCCGCAAAGGAUUUUGAGAGAAAGGCAAAUCAGUCAUCCCAAUGCCAAUGCCAAUGCUACUGCCAAUACCAAUACCAAUACCAAUACCAAUGCCUAUUAUCAUCCAGGAGAUCCAAAUCGAGGAAUGAAACGAAACCGCAAUAGCAAUAUUGAAAUCAUUUCGGGAGAACAAGCCAAAGCAAAGUAUUCGCCAAACAAUCCCAUUCGAAGACGUGGGGUUAUAGCUACUGCACGAAGGAUACACCAUGCUCAUUCGCUAGACGAACAUCACCAUUGGCAGCAGUUGCAAUCGCAAUCGCACUCGUAUCCACCACCACAAAACGGAGGCGAAUACCUGCAUGCUCCUCCAUACCAUCCAGAUCCUCACUACGACCAACAUGAUCAUAAUCAGCAACAUCACCACCACCAUCGCCCUCAUCGUUAUCCUCCUCAUCAUCAAUGGUCGGGCGACGAACAUUCUCGUAGCUACCAUCACCAUUCUCGACGAAAUCAUCAUUAUCCAAAUCACAAUCACUCAAGGCAUCGCAUGGCACCUUACAUCCGAACUUCAACCGGCCGUGAGACAAUGACCUAUGACUACAAGACUGCUCAAUGGGUACCCUUGCCUAGUAGCCCACAACCAUACGAGCCUCCUCCUUCCGAUCCGAUCAAGGAAGCGCAAGUCUAUCCAAGUGCCCAGGAACCACUGUUGGAGAAGUAUCAGCACCAUCCGCAACAAUAUUAUCAUCAAAAUUAUAUUCCACGACCACCAUUUGAAAAUAGACAACCUCCGCAUUACAAAUAUCAUGCUAGUGGUGGAUGGGAGUCAUCCAACCGGAGCAAGCUUGACGAGAACGAAUUGAGUCAUCAUCAUCAUACUCAUAUUCAUCCAAAGCCACCGUUUCAAGACAAGCAACUUCCACACUACAAACACCCAGGUGGAGCUAGUGGUGGAUGGGAAUCAUCCAACCGUAGCAAGCAUGACGAAGACGAUUAUCUGUAUUAUGGCGACCAAACGUCUGUUGGGAAUCAUCAUCAUUUGGAGACAGCGACUAGCUUUGAGAUGCCUCCUGACCCAAAUGAAAAUGUCUACUUACCACCACCGCCACCACCACAACUUGCUGGCUAUGAAACCAUGGGCGGUGCAGCGUUAGCCCAAGCUACUAUCACCAUGGGACAUGAUCACAAGUCCGCUUGGGAUCAGGAUAUCCAACCUCCACAUUUGCAGCAUGACUACGAUCGUCAACACGACGAUUUCCAACUGGAGGAAUCAGCAGCAGCUAAUGAACAUGACGUAAUUCCCAAAGUCCAGUAUUCCAAGAGUGAAAUGGAGCCAUGGGAAGUAGCGGAUGACCAACAACAACUGCAACAACCCCCAAUGACUACUACUUCACGUAUUGAACGAUCCAAUACCUGGAGUCCUGGAAGUGCCGCCGAGCGUCAAUCCUUUACCCUUACCUCCUCAUCCCGUGGGCGACGAAUUUCAAGGUAUUCUCCACCGAAACUUCCUUACUCGCCACCACGACUGCCAGAAGGCUUGGAACGAUUCCAAAAGAAGCGUAGAGUGUUCAUGACUCCAACAGCUACCAGCAAGGAAGAGCAACAGGUCGGAGAAGAAGAAGACGAAGCAUCCUUGAGUAGUCAAGCAGCAGCACUAGGGCCACGAUUGUUUAACAAUGGAGUCCAAGUCAAUGAAGACGGAACUCCACUGGUGUUUGGACCACCAGUAGAUGCAUCGUCCGAGUAA